UAUGCAGCAUCCUCAUCUCACAACCAUAUAUUCCUCCUUUUGUCAUUCCUCUUCUUUCACAUGGAGCAAACUAAAGCGGUGGCGCUGGUGGUCGGAGUCACGGGCAUGGCAGGCCUGAGCCUCGUCGAGGCUUUGAAGAAGCCUGAGGCACCGGGCGGCCCAUGGAAAGUCUACGGCGUGGCCCGCCGUGCUAGGCCUUCCUGGCUCCCAGCUUGUGGUUUCCUAGAUGACUACAUCUCCCUUGACGCAACCGACUCCAAGGACACGCACAAUAAGCUUGCCCCGAUCUCCCGUGAAGUCACCCACGUGUUCUGGGUGGCACUUCAGGCACUAGACAAUGAAGAACAGAAAACAACCAUCAAUUCAACCAUGUUGGUCAAUGUUCUUAACGUUCUGGUGACCAGCCCGUCUCCGGGGGCUUCAGCACUGCGCCAUGUCAAUCUCCAGACGGGGACCCAACACUACAUGGGGCCCCUGCACGAGUUAUCAGCUCUCUCCAGCCACCUUGUCCCGCACGACCCACCCUUCCGUGAGGAUUCUCCUCGGCUCCCAUAUCCCAACUUCUAUUAUGCCUUGGAGGACAUUCUGCUCUCGUAUGCACCUUCCAUAACCUAUUCCAUACACAGAGCGUCUAUCAUAGUCGACGCAUCCUCCAGGAGCGUAUACAACGCGCUUCUCACACUAGCCGCUUAUGCGGAAAUCUGCCGGCACACAGGAUUACCGUUCAGGUUCCCGGGAACCCAGUACACAUGGGACCACUUCUGCGAUGUGACGGAUGCAAGAGUUCUUGCAGAGCAGCACAUAUGGGCUGCCACCACGGACAGCGCCAAGAACCAGGCCUUCAACUGCACAAACGGGGACUUCUUCACGUGGAAGAGCAUGUGGAAAGUGCUGGCCAAGUCCCUGAGGGUUGAGUUCGUGCCCUUCGAGGAGAGCGGGGAGUUCGAUUUUGUGGGACUGAUGAAAGACAAAGGGAAGGUGUGGGAUGAGAUUGUGGAGAAGCAUGGGCUUUACAAGACCAAGCUGGACGAGAUUUCAUGUUCUGUUGCUCUGAGUACUGUUCUGCACUUCACGUUUCAGCACGUGAGUAGCAUGACCAAGAGUCGCGAGUUCGGGUUCUUUGGGUUCACCGACACAUUUAAGAGCAUCCCGGUAUGGAUCGACAGGCUUAGGAAAAUGAAGAUCAUACCGUGA
Molecule: messenger RNA, 1194 nt
Organism: Punica granatum (pomegranate)
Lineage: Eukaryota; Viridiplantae; Streptophyta; Magnoliopsida; Myrtales; Lythraceae
Source: RefSeq, a predicted model, not a curated record